Messenger RNA from Papaver somniferum (opium poppy), 549 nucleotides. RefSeq names its product phosphopantothenoylcysteine decarboxylase subunit VHS3-like. Bases 1 to 549 code for a protein of 182 amino acids. The record is from RefSeq and is a predicted model, not a curated record. NCBI's taxonomy places the organism in Eukaryota, Viridiplantae, Streptophyta, Magnoliopsida, Ranunculales, Papaveraceae. The transcript has 2 exons.
AUGGAUCUAUUUGCGUGUUGCUCUUCUGAUGAGGAUUCCAAAGCUCCUGUAGCAAAAUCAAAAUCUAAGACCACUCAUGAUGAGGGAGCGAAGCCUAUCAUACCCUUGAAUGAUCGAAGGGUCACUUAUGCUGAACUUAUGAAAAGAAAGGCUGAACAUGAUGAAGCAGAGAACCGUCAACGCAGAAAGGAUCGAAUUCGGCAUCGAAUACAAGAGGAUGAGGAGAGACUUCGAUUCCUUGAUGGGGUACCCUCUGACUCUGAUGCUGAUGCUUCUGAAGAGGAAGCUGAGUGGGUGUUUACAGAGCGUAAGGUCAAGCCUGACCGAUAUGAAAGAGAGUUCCGGAAGACCAUGAAGCAAAUUGAAGCUGAAGCUGAAGUGGAAGAAGACCCGGACUCAGAUGAUGAUCUUGAUGCCUAUCCGGACUUCAUCCACGGUCCUGACGCUGAUUCCGACGAAGAGGAAGACAGUGAUGACAAAUCUGAUGAUUCGGAUGACGAGAAGGACAAUGAUGACGAAUCUGAUAAUUCGGAUGAAUCUGACGAGUAG